This is a messenger RNA of Liolophura sinensis, 2220 nucleotides long. RefSeq names its product arylsulfatase B-like. The record is from RefSeq and is a predicted model, not a curated record. Lineage: Eukaryota; Metazoa; Mollusca; Polyplacophora; Chitonida; Chitonidae. Bases 30 to 1490 code for a protein of 486 amino acids. Gene Ontology annotation, molecular function: sulfuric ester hydrolase activity. The transcript has 14 exons.
CGUUUUUGAUGUCCUACUGAACUGUCAACAUGAAACUGUUGCAGUUAUUUGCAGUGUGCAUUACUUUGGCCCUGGUGGAUGCCAAACCUCCAAACAUUGUAUUUAUUGUGGCAGACGAUCUGGGAUGGAAUGACAUUGGAUUUCACAACCCUGAGAUUUUGUCACCAAAUAUUGAUAAGUUGGCCCAUGAAGGAGUGAUUCUCAACCAGUCCUAUGUGCAGCCUGCUUGUUCACCGUCCAGGGGAGCCUUCCUGACUGGGAUGUAUCCAUACAAAAUGGGACUUCAGCAUAUUGUGAUGGGUGGUGUACAACCAGUAUGUACCCCACUGAAGUACUCAAUGUUGCCUCAGAUGCUCAAGGAUGACCUGGGAUACGCCACACAUGCUGUGGGCAAAUGGCAUCAGGGGUUUUGUAAGCUGGAGUGUAUCCCCACCUGGAGAGGGUUUGAUUCCUUCCUGGGAUAUUACAACUCUGAAGAGGACUAUUAUACUCAUGAAAUUGGUGGCUACUUGGACCUUCAUGACGGAGAACUUCCUGUGAGAAACAAAACUGGUGUGUAUUCUGCAUAUAUGUUUGCUGACCGAGCCAUUGACAUCAUCUCUAAACAUAAUGCCAGCCAGCCUCUGUUUAUGUACCUACCAUUCCAGUCCGUUCACCGCCCUAUUCAGGUACCUAAGAAAUACACGGACCUGUACCCACACAUAGCCAGUGACAUGAGGCGAGGAUUUGCUGGAAUGGUUUCUGCUCUCGAUGACGCUAUCGGCAACAUCACCAAAGCUCUUCAGGAACAUGGACUUUACAAUGAUACUCUGUUUGCUUUUACUACUGACAACGGGGGCUGGGUACAAUGGGGAGGAAACAACUGGCCUUUGAGAGCGGGCAAGCUGACAAUCUAUGAGGGAGGAACACGUGGCGUGGCGUUUUUCUCUGGCAAGGGCAUUGAGAAGACUGGAUAUGUCCACAACGGAUUGAUGCAUGCUGUAGACUGGUCACCAACACUAAUGGCUGCUGCUGGAAAACCUUUCAGGGAGAUAAUUGAUGGUGUAAACCAGUGGGAUGCAAUCCGAACUGGUGGGGAAUCCCCUCGGACAGAGUUUGUGUAUAAUAUUGAUGAGUUCCAGCCUUUGAUGUGUGGUCAUGCUGCUAUAAGGAUGGGUGAUUACAAACUGAUCGAUGGAACGGGUGGUUAUUAUGAUGGCUGGUUUCCUGAGCCUGAGGUCGGAUUUUCUGAUGAGUUCGUCAAAAGUGACCUUGACCUCUUCCAGACCAAUGCCAUUGGUAACAGCACAAAGCGCUAUAGGUUGUUCAACAUCAAAGAUGACCCAACAGAACACUUUGAUCUGGCUGACAAACUGCCAGAUGUUGUGAAGAAGCUGGCUGCUCGAUUAGCUGAGUAUCACCAGCAGAUGUUGCCGGCUGACUACCCUCCCAGUGACAACGCUGCAAACCCCUCCCAUUGGGGUAACGUCUGGGCGUCAGGCUGGUGCUGAACACAGCUGUGUGUAUCAGAGAGAGGACCACCUCAACAGUUAAUUUUUGUCUCCACUAACUAAUGGAAUUAUACUUAAUAAAGAAUGCUGAAGUCAGCCAAAUGAUCAAAUUAUUUCCCCGUUCACAUGAUGUAGUUAACUCACUGAUGUAAUAUUGUUAGCGUACCUGCUCAGUUAGGUUAGCCCACCCACUCAAUUAGGUUAGCCCAUCCACAGGAUGUUGUUAGCUCAUUCACACAAAGUGCUUAUUCCUACUAAUGCAAUGUGGUUAUCCUACAUAAAUACAAUUUAGGUAGACCACCCACUCAUUGCCCACCUGCCCAUCCACAACAUGUUUGCCAACCACACAAAGUACAUGUAGUUUUUUGUCCUAGAAAGAUAAAAGAAUAACAUCUGUGGUUGUCUGUGGUAGCAAACUCAACUGUAACUGUACAAAAUUGUAUGAAGUGAGAACGAUGCUUGUUAAGUUAGGUUACAAUAGUGUAUAUAGAUGAUUCAUACUUGAUGCAUUGAUGCCUGACCUAUAUUCCGUGAAGAUAACGAGAGACUCGAGGACGUGCUACACAUGCGGUCCAAAUGACAGUAGAACGCAUCGUUUUCUUCUGUGACGUUGCAGUGCGUGUGUACUUCAUGUAUGUUUUAUGAGCACACCUGCACCGAUAAUUGUGAUGUAAUAAAAGAAAUAAUGAUUGAGUUCACAGAUUUGGACCGUCUUGAUGAAGGUGGGAAG